Molecule: messenger RNA, 1037 nt
Organism: Argentina anserina (silverweed cinquefoil)
Lineage: Eukaryota; Viridiplantae; Streptophyta; Magnoliopsida; Rosales; Rosaceae
Product: tobamovirus multiplication protein 2B
Exons: 5
Coding region: 19-420 (133 amino acids)
Source: RefSeq, a predicted model, not a curated record
AAUUGGAGGUAGAGAAGAAUGGCGAGCUCAACCUCCGGCGGAAGAAGCAGCAGCAGCCGAGAGAAUACGGCAAAAGGGAUGGUCUCCGAUCAGAUAUCUCAGGCCGUACUAUCCACUUCCAAUCUCCUCCACCUCAUGCAGCAGUCCUCUCCCUCCCAGGCCCAACUGAUAAAGCUGCCAAAGAACCUUUUGCUCAAAUCAUCUACAAUUAAGAAUACCGGACAUUUAUUGGAGCAGAUGCCUCGAGUCAUUUCAUCUUUGGAUGCACAUAUGGAAACUGGGUUGCAAAGUCUGCCUCAUCUGCAAACUGUAAUACAACUACUCGCAAAUAUGGAAAGCUGCCAUCUCAGUUCUAUCUCACAAGCUUGUGUCCUUCAAGAGGAACACGAGGAAGAAAACAAAACUUCAAAUGUGGAGUGACAAAUACGUGCUAGGCAGCACUUAAUAAAGAUUGUGUUGGCAGGCUAACAUCAUGCUGGUCGUAGGACACCUCCAGAGUUCUUGUUCAGGAUGUUCAAAGUAAAUUAUAUGUGAUCCCAAUGUACAUAAACACAUUACAAGAUUUUGUCAGUAGAUUGAAUACUAAUGAAGUUACUCUUCCUGCGUUAUAAUAAUAUGGAAAGAAACAGUGUUGCGUGACCAAUGUGCUGUGAUCCCUUGAAUCUUCUGAAUUUAAUAUUUGCUUCAAGAUUGGUUACUCAUGGAUGUAGUUAGUCCUUAUCAGACAAGUAUAGAUUGCCAAUGUGUAUCUCAGAGUGAGCUGCUUCAAGUUAUCAGGGUCUUCCACAGGGGAACGAGUUUCAGUUGUCCUUUUUAUCAAUUCGAUAUCAAAGGAUGCAGAAAGAGAGCUGAGAUUGCAAAAGAUAGAAUGCUCUCCCUGUGCUUCCGAUAGUCGGGGCUCAAAACACCCAUGAGGUUGGCAUCUAUUUGCUUUAUUGUACUACCUUUUGUGCUUCUAUUCUUUCUUUUGAACUAUGAGACACAUACAAGCUAGAAGUACUGUUUCUCAUUGUGGCUUUUUCUGGAAUAAUUACAGU